AAACUCAUCAGUAUAAACGAGGCGCCCAAUGCAGAUGGCAUUCCCCACGAUCGAAGUUUCGCAAAAUCUCUACCCGCGAAUUAAAUAUUUGUGAAUGGCCAGUGAUAUGCGUUUAAAUAGAACGAACUACGAAUUUCAUUUGUGAAUAUCGGAGAAGAUAAGAUGAAGCCAAUUCGUUAUCAAGUGCAAAAUAAGUUAUAGAUUGUGUUAGAAUCAUACGAAAAAAAUAAUAUGUUUAUUUAGAUAUUUAUACCUUUAACCGAGUCAUAUGCACAGUGAAAUAACGAACGUUCUAGAUUCAUUAAAGCUAAGGCAAAAACUUCUGCAAAGAAAUAGUACUUAUGUGAAAGUGAUUGAGUUUAUUAAGAAAGACGCAAUUCGAUACUUAUCUAAACAUCACUUAAGUUAUAUAAAAUAUUAUGAACAUAUUUAUAGGUAACGAUUAUCAUUCCAAAAAUCUCGUAAAAUUAAAAUAAACUUUAAAAUAAGUUGAACUUAAAAGAAAUUGAUAUUAAAUCGAAUCAAGCAAGAGUCGUUUUCCUAUUAAUAAUACAAAAUGGCCGCUAAAGCUGAACCAAUGAGUCCACGAAACGGGCAUGAAUUAGCCCCUUUAAACACUAGAGCUGAUGGCAGCGAGAGACCUCAUGGAGUGACUAUUGUAUUGCAAGGAUCGAGAAAUUCUAUCCAUAGAGAAGCAGAUGAAGACAGAGCUGCUUGGUCAGGGAAGCUACAGUUCUUUCUCUCUAUCAUCGGAUACUCUGUGGGACUUGGUAACAUUUGGCGCUUUCCUUAUCUGUGUCAACAAAAUGGAGGAGGUGCAUUCUUAAUUCCAUUUCUGAUAAUGUUGGUGCUGGAGGGUAUACCGUUGUUCUUGAUAGAGAUGGCCAUAGGACAGAAGAUGCGACUUGGAUCCCUUGGCGUGUGGAACACCAUACACCCUUGGCUGGGUGGCAUCGGGAUAGCCAGCUGCGUGGUGACUCUGUUUGUGGCACUGUAUUACAACGUUAUAAUCACCUGGGUGUUUUUCUAUCUGUUUAAUAGCAUUCGGUUAAGUGCUGACUCGUUACCAUGGGCUCACUGUCCGACCGACAAUGGAACAGCCGAGGAGGAAUGCUCCAAAACCUCAGCCACCGUCUACUACUGGUACAGAGAGGCCCUGGACGCGUCACCCAGCAUUGAUGAACCAGGUCUUCCGAGAUGGUGGAUUGUUUUGUACCUCAUUUUGGCGUGGGUCAUUGUAUUUUUCAUUGUUAUGAAAGGCAUACAAAGCAGUGGAAAGGUUGUGUACUUCACGUCUCUGUUUCCAUACGCUGUGCUGACAAUAUUUUUCGUCCGUGGUAUCACUCUGCCGGGCUCUGCUGAUGGGAUAUUGCACAUGUAUAAGCCCAAGCUUGAAAAGCUGCUAGAUCCAACAGUGUGGCUGGACGCAGCAACCCAGGUGUUCUAUUCUUUCGGGCUUGCGUUUGGAUCCCUCAUAGCCUUCGGGUCGUACAACCCACCCAACAACAACUGCGUGAGAGAUGUUUUGCUCGUAUCUGUCUGCAAUGCCCUAACAGCAAUCUACGCAUCUGUGGUUAUCUUCAGUAUUCUUGGCUUUAAGGCUUUCACUAUGGUAGAGAAGUGUAUCGGCAAGGAGAUAAAAGUAUUAGCAUUGCACCAUGUGGGUGGUUUCACGCUAAACUCAACUCAGGAAUAUUACGAAGAAUACUAUCCCAGAUUGAGUUCCAACGUAACUUCUUAUUUGAAUCUGACCGGGUGUUCUAUGGGCCGCCAACUGGACGAGGCUGCAGAAGGCACUGGAUUGGCGUUCAUAGUGUUCACUCAAGCAAUUCUCAAACUAACCCCAGCACCUUUCUGGUCAAUUAUAUUCUUCCUAAUGCUGCUGUCGCUUGGACUUGGAAGCCAAAUCGGCAUUAUGGAAGGAAUGCUAUGCACCAUAUUUGAUAUAGACUUCUUCAAGAGAUUUAGCAAACCUGUCCUAACUGGCGCAGUUUGUACGUUUUGCUGUGUUGUGGGCAUGAUCUUCACCACAGGCGCGGGAGAAUACUGGCUGAAGAUGUUCGACUCUUUCGCAGGCACCAUCGGUCUUGUAGUCGUGGCUCUACUGGAAAUGGUCUCUGUUAUUUACAUUUACGGACAUGAAAGGUUUACUAACGACAUCUACGAGAUGACCGGCUACCGUCCUGGUUGGUACUGGCAGAUCACCUGGCGCUACGUCGGUCCCUUCAUUGUCACCUGUAUCCUGCUGUCGUCUCUCGUCUUCAUGCUGAUCAAUCCUCCCACAUAUGGCGCCUGGAAUGCUGCUGAGGGUCGCGUUGAGAAAACGCAGUACCCUAACUGGGUGUUGGCGAUCGCUGUAAUGAUGAUUCUGGCUGGAAUACUACCAAUCCCAAUUGUGCUGCUUCUACGAAGAUUCCAGUGUCUCUCUUUGGACGUGGACAUCCAUCAGGGUUCGAUCAGAAGAAUUGAAACAACUGUCUCCACCAAGGAAAUGAUGAGCGACCAAGACUCAUCUGAUUCAGAGCAAGGAGAAGUACGUGCUUCAGGGACGUGUGGUUCAAGCAGUAGUGAUGAAGAUAUACCAAAAUCAAAAAAUAAAUUCUUGCCGAUUUCCGGAACUAGGUUUUCGUUGAAGCCCAUUGGUCACAAGCCAACAUCAUUCAAAAUGGACGUCGUUGACGAUUGACUGUUAUUUUAAAUUAUCGUUGUAUGUUUAAAAUAUGAAUGAGUACACGUUACUUUGUGUAAUGGCUACUUUCCACUUUGAUUAGUGCAGAUGCAGGUGAUUAGCGAUUAUUGUGAGUGAUUAGUUCUCUUAAAUUGUGAACUGUAAGUGCGAGUACUAUUUAGUAGUUAUUUAGUUGCUAUGUUGAUAGACGUCAAUCAAAUUCAUCAAGUGCUCUUAUAAUAACACGUAAUGCUGAAAGAUAUAGUUAACGUGGUCCGAAAUCAAGUACUUAAUAACGGAACCUGCCCAUCAAUCACGUCUUCAUCUCAAUCGUUUUCUGUGACACGCUUUAAAUCAAUCUACUAAUCACUCGCAAUCAUCAAUUUGCUGUCCACGCGUGUUUAGUCUUACUCACAAAACAGCUGUAUUUAAUCACCUACAUUCUCACAAGCAAAAGGAAAUUAGGCAUGUAUACUGUUUAAUGAAAGGUAUUUAUUAAUAAUAAAUAAUUUCUUCCUAAUUUUAGAAUAAGUUUUUGAGAAUUUCGCGAAAGGAAUUAGUUAAAUAACUAUUGAAGAUUUUAAAGUCUUUGUGACGCUGUUCCAAACGUUUUAACAGAAUUGUAAUCUGUUAAAUUUUUUUUUAUGACAACUGUAUUACACAUACCAUUAUAGUAAUUUAGAAUAAGCUUUUGAGAAUUUAGAAAAAGGAAUUUGGUAUUCAUAUUAGUUAAAUAAACUAAGCAAUUUGUCGAUUUAAUAAGUCCUUGUAACGCUAUUCGAAAUGUAUUACAUAAUAAUAAAAUAAUUAAUAUUGACGCGUUGUAUAUAAUCUACGUUUAGUUACUGAGUAAUUAUAUUGUUUAGAUAAAUAUUAUAACGCAUGGUGAAUCUUCAAUUACUUUCUUCAUAUAUUGCUGGAUGUUUAUAUGAAUUAAUAGUCAUUGAGUGAUGAUUUUUAAGGAUUUUUUUUCGUAAAUUUUAUUAUUUAACCCUGGAUUUUAAAUUCAUAAAUUAUUAUAAUUAACUCAGGAUAUACCAAAUAUAUUUUCAAGGGAUAUUCUUAAAGUAUUAGUUUUAUUAUUAAUUUAACAAUUAAUAUUUUAGGAUUAUCCAUUAAAAAAGAUCGAGACAUUUACGGGCUGAUUGUUCACCUUGCCUUUGAUUGAUUUCUCGCUUCCAAUAGGGUCAACGGGAAGACCUAGUGAUGUGCCGUGUUAGUGUCGAAUGUCGAUACUACUAUAAAACAUAUUUAUCGUUAACGUAGCAUUUUAAAAUACGUGGAGCACUACGAACACACGAUUUUUGGUUCAGUAAGAUAUUUUUAAUGUGCCAUAGGUAAGUUAUUAAUUUAUAUAGGUAGUUAAUAGUUUUAAGAUUCAUGAUAGUGGGGGCUCAUAACACAAUAAUGUUAUAAUGUUUACUUAACUUUAGAGUAGGAUAAAUAAGUUUUUAAAUUUUCACUUAGAAAUUCAUGUCUAGCUAUUAUUUUUGAAAGGAAAGUCAAAUUAUAGAAUUGCAAUUAUAGAAGGAAAAAUUUCGGUUAAUAAUAAUAUAAAUUAUUAAGAACUUGUUCAUCAAGAAUAUGAUAUUGGUUAUUUAUAAAGUAACAGAUCAAUUGCAAUAUUUCCCUUUUUUUACCAAAACUUUAAAUGGCGGGCUGUGGAAUAGACGAUGGUACCCUAAUGUUCCGUACAUAAAUUAAAAAUUAUAGCAAUAACUUGUGAUUGAUAACGUUACUUCAAUAUUUUUUUUAAGUCUACAUACAAUUUAAAAACCAAAAUACCAAAAAACCAAAACCAAAAACUUAACAUGAAACUAUUAUUAUGAUAUUAAAAGUAUAUGUAACUGAUUAUUACAUAUAAAGUGUUAGUCGGAAAUUAUUGAGUACCCAGGCUUUCUUUUCCUGCUCACUCAACAUGUAUUGUAUAUUAUUUAUUUAUUGUGAAUAGCUAUAUAAGAAAUAUUGCCAUGACACAAUUAGCAUAACCUUUGAGGUUCAGAAUGUUCAAGCACCGUGAUAGGGCGAAGCCCUAUAACAGAAGGUUUGCCAGGAUUACCUACGGUUUUUUUAAACUACUUGGUAUGCUAACAUAAGGAAUAGACGGUGUUCCAUUGAAAUGAAUAAAAUAAUCAAAAUUAUGAAACAGUUUAGGCUAUAAUCUUUUUAAAGUACUUUUUAUGCUUACACAAGGAAUGGACGGUUUUCCAUUGAAAUGAAUAAAAUAAUCAAAAUUAUUAAACGGUUUAGGUAGAUGAUAAUUAUACGUUUUAAACGACAUUGAGGGUGUGCUAGUCACUUGAUAGUUUUGACUUAUGAUGGCUUGGCUAUGUAAAACAUAUUAUUAUUAACAUAAUAUAAGCAAAGUAUAAGUGAGGUAAUAACUAAUGAACUCUUUAAUAUUUAGUAACUAUUAUAAAUUAAAUACAUUCAAUUGAACGGAUGUAAGUAAUUGUUCCAUUAUAUUAUCGAUAUUUGCAUGCGUGUGAAGCCCUAGUUGAGGCAGCGAUACGUACCUAAUUGUGAAAUAGUUGGGAUCCUUGCAGUACAGUUAGUAUGAAAAUAAGAAAAUAAUAAUUUUAUUGAUUACUACAGUGAGAUCUAGGUUCUAUAGGAGGACCUAUCUUAUUAACUUCUAAUCUAAUCAAACCUUUUUUGUCCCUAAAAAUUUAUUGAAAGUCUGUUUUGUCGGUUCAAUUGCAUUCCAUUUAGCAAGUUAUCCAGCUAUAACAAUUUAUGAUUUACUAAAAUAUAAUCAUUCAAUCCGUAUUUAGUGAGUAAUGAUUCGGGUAAUACGACUAAUUAUGUGGAACCUAGUUAUAGUGUCCGAGUGAAUUCAAUGAAAUUGAACGAGGUAUUAUAUAUGGGAUAAAACUCCUGUUCAGAAAUAUUGUUACAAAUGAGUGCAAUUGUUAAAAAAAUGUGUCGUGUUGUUUGAUACAACCAUAAAAAUAAGUUAAUUAAUUUAUGUUUUGGCAUUUAUGGUUUUCUGCGCGUGCUAUUUUGUUUUAAUAUCGUUUGAAUCAGAAUAUAUUGACGAAUACGAUGACGGUAUUCGUUGUACAAUUUCCACAACACUAAAGUUACAAAAAUAUCAUAGGUUUUUACGAACCGAAUUAUUUUAUUUGCAAAAUAUAACAGGAAGAGCUCAUGAAAUAAAUAAUUCUGCAGGAGUUUUAUAUCAAAUAUAUUUCUUAUAGAAUAAGAAAAGCACUGUUUUAUAUUAAGCAGUUACUUUGUUUAUAGCUCAAGAGAGCUUUAGUGAAUGUUUCGUAGUAGCUUCGGGAUAACAUCCUGAUGUAGAAUAUUUAAACUAAUAAUAAUAAAUAUACCUAGGGUAGCAGUUCGUGCGAAAUAAAUUAUUGCCACCGA
Messenger RNA from Leptidea sinapis, 6040 nucleotides. Its product is annotated as sodium- and chloride-dependent transporter XTRP3A. The transcript has 12 exons. Gene Ontology annotation, biological process: sodium ion transmembrane transport. NCBI's taxonomy places the organism in Eukaryota, Metazoa, Arthropoda, Insecta, Lepidoptera, Pieridae. The coding region runs from base 557 to 2686 and encodes 709 amino acids. The record is from RefSeq and is a predicted model, not a curated record. Gene Ontology annotation, cellular component: membrane.